AUGUCAGCUCCAGUUUUAACCACCAGUAGUGGUUCACCAAUUGAUAACAAUUUAAACUCAAUGACCGCAGGUGUUAAUGGUCCAAUUUUAAUUCAAGAUUUCACUUUAAUUGAUAAACUUGCUCAUUUCGAUCGUGAACGUAUCCCAGAACGUGUUGUACAUGCUAAAGGUGCUGGUGCCCAUGGUUAUUUCGAAGUUCCCUCAAGUGAUGUACCAAAAUGGUGUAAAGCUAAAUUCUUAAAUAAAGUUGGUAAGAGAACACCAAUCUUCACCCGUUUCUCUACUGUUGGUGGUGAAAAAGGUUCAUCCGAUUCUGAAAGAGAUCCAAGAGGUUUCGCUGUCAAAUUUUAUACUGAAGAAGGUAACUUUGAUAUGGUCGGUAAUAAUACUCCAGUUUUCUUUAUUCGUGAUCCAUCAAAAUUCCCAGAUUUCAUUCAUACACAAAAACGUAAUCCACAAACAAAUUGUAAAGAUCCAAAUAUGUUUUGGGAUUUUUUAGGUCAAACACCAGAAUCAACACAUCAAGUAUCAAUUUUAUUCUCUGAUAGAGGUACACCAAAAUCAUAUCGUCAUAUGCAUGGUUUCUCAUCACAUACCUUAAAAUUUGUUAAUGCUCAAGGUAAACCAUAUUGGGUUAAAUUACAUUUCACCAGUGAAACUGGUAUUCAAAAUUACACAGCUGAAGAAGCUGCCAAGAUGUCAAUGAACGAUCCAGAUUCAGCAACUCGUGAUCUCUUUGAAACCAUCGCCAAAGGUGGUGAACCAGCUUGGAAAGUUUCCAUUCAAUUGAUGGAAUUUGAAGAUGCCUUAAAGUAUCGUUUCAAUCCAUUCGAUGUAACAAAGAUUUGGUCACACAAAGACUAUCCAUUAAUUCAAAUUGGUCGUAUGGUUUUGAAUCGUAAUCCAGAGAAUUACUUUGCUGAAGUUGAACAAGCUGCCUUCUCACCAUCCCACAUGGUUCCAGGUAUUGAACCAUCACCAGAUAAGAUGUUACAAGGUCGUCUCUUCUCUUAUCCAGAUACUCAUCGUCAUCGUUUAGGUGUAAACUAUCAACAAAUCCCAGUCAAUUGUCCAUUCGCCGUAAAGGGUGGUGUUAAAAACUACCAACGUGAUGGUUUCAUGGCUGUCAAUGGUAAUGGUGGUAAAGGUCCAAACUAUCAACCAAACUCUUUCGGUGGUCCAGAGCCACAUCCAGAAUUUGCUCAACAUAAAUUUGACGUCUCUGGUUUCGCUGCUCGUCAACCAUACAAUCAUCCAAAUGACGACUUUGUUCAACCAGGUGAUUUAUAUAGACUCAUGUCUGAAGAUGCCAAAUCUCGUUUCGUCUCUAAUUUAGUCGGUCACAUGUCCGGUGUCACCAUCAAAGAAAUUCAAGUUCGUGCCGUUUCAAACUUUUACAAGGCUGACAAAGAUUUAGGUGCUCGUUUAUGUAAGGGUCUUGGUAUUGAUGUUAAUGAUGUCAUCAAAUUCGCUGCUAGAUCAAACUUGUAA
Molecule: messenger RNA, 1491 nt
Organism: Dictyostelium discoideum AX4
Lineage: Eukaryota; Evosea; Eumycetozoa; Dictyosteliales; Dictyosteliaceae
Gene: catA
Exons: 2
Coding region: 1-1491 (496 amino acids)
Biological process (GO): cellular oxidant detoxification; hydrogen peroxide catabolic process; response to oxidative stress
Cellular component (GO): peroxisomal matrix
Molecular function (GO): catalase activity; heme binding
Source: RefSeq, a predicted model, not a curated record